AUGAUCACAAAUCUCUCCAUUCCCCCUCCUCCAGCAGUAUAUCUGCUCCUGGGAUCACUUCCCCUCCUUGUCCUCUCCGAGUCCAAAUGGGGUUCGUACACAGGCACAGCUCUCUUCAAGAUGCUCUCUUCGCUAGCAUUUAUCGGAGGCCCACUCCUGCUAACAUCCACGGAAUGGUCAUCUCAUCGUCAGUCUAUCACCAUCGGUCUUCUAUUCUCCUUGGCUGGUGACUUUUUUCUAAUCCCGACUCGAAAUGAAUUCUACGCCAAACCCUCCGAAGAAAGAAAAAUCUCUGUUUCGUUUCAACUCGGGGUAGUUGCUUUCGCAGCGGCUCAUAUAGCCUACAUCUUUGCUUUCCUGCAGGAAGCGCAAGAAACGUCAUGGUCAAUAUUUGCAACCAGUUUUGUCACGACAAUGCUUAUCGCAAAAUGGCUCGGCGUGAUUUAUCCAUCAUCACAUUCGUCGGCCGGGAGUAAUGUUCUCAACCUCACCAUUGGUGCGGACAUGAAGCCAUUGGUUGUUAUAUAUGCCACAAUUAUCAGCUUCAUGUUUGCCACGGCUGUGUCCACCACCCCGUUGGAUGUUGCAACACGCUGGCCGUAUCAGCGGGUCUUGGGAGCCGCGAUGUUUGUUGCUAGUGAUGUCUUUGUUGCGAAGGAUGCAUUUAAGAAAUCUUCGGGCAGGCGAGGUUGGGUUCAGAGUGCGUUCGGGUUUGGACUUUAUUUCUGGGGUCAGAUGGUUAUUGCGGGAUUGGUAGAACCAUAA
Aspergillus tanneri is the source of this 765-nucleotide messenger RNA. RefSeq names its product lysoplasmalogenase. Gene Ontology annotation, cellular component: membrane. NCBI's taxonomy places the organism in Eukaryota, Fungi, Ascomycota, Eurotiomycetes, Eurotiales, Aspergillaceae. The transcript has a single exon. The record is from RefSeq and is a predicted model, not a curated record. Bases 1 to 765 code for a protein of 254 amino acids.